AAUGCCAUCAUUUGUUUGCUUCACAUGGGCAACAGGAAAUUUCUUUCACUGCUCUUCUUUUAGGUCUUCCUGUUUGUUUCAUUCAUUCUCGGCCUGCAAAUGUGCUAAGAUAGCUUUUCAGUCUGCAACCUCUGAGGACAAAACUCACAUAGUUUUUGAUCAACUUGCAAGUUUUAUUAACUUCAUUGACCGAAGAAAUUAUUUCUUUCAUAUUUUUAUAGCUGAAAUGGCGCCACUAAAAAAACUUUGAAAUUAGCAGCACAAAUUCCUCAGGUUGCUGUUUGUUGUAGUUUGCUAGCAUUUGGACUAUUCCGGUUUUGUCUAAGUACCAGGGAUCAAAAUUAGACUUUGUUUGUGUCGACUUUUUAUCAGAUAAAGAAAUUAUUUUAAAGUAAGCAAACAAUACGCCUGCCUAGUAUUUUUUUCGGGCGGCCAAGGUCUCCACAUGCAGGAAAGCGGAGAUGCUGGCCUCUCCUCCGACAUGGAGCAUAAGUUCAGUGAUAACUACACUGAACGUGGUCUGAUUCCAGCUGAUAAAAGCAGCUUUGUGACACCCAUUCCUAAGAAGGAACUGGACAACACUGAGCUCCCUGAGCAGAAGAUGUGGUCACACCCAUCAGGGUUUGAACAUGCAGAUUCACAUUCUUUGAAGGCUGGUGAGGUGGUGGUUCCAGAAAACAACACUCCAGCCGCCCCUUCAGAGAACAACCCAGAAGAGGAAACUGCUGAGAUCAUACCCAGUUCAACUGUCAUUGCUCAGGAGGAGUCAGAUGCAGAGGACAGAGGUGGAGAUAACAACAUCAUAGACACCGAGAGGGACACAGGUGGAAAGACAGAAAAACCGGAUGGCCCCAGGCUGGUUCCUCUAGUGGGGAGGAACAGCAGACACCACAGGAAAAGAGCGGGGAGGAUGCGGAAAUUCUACCUGCUAUGUUGGAUGCUGUUCAGCGUUCCUGGCGCGGGGGGCUCUCAUGAAGUUAAGUAUUUUACCUGUGUGGAUAAAGACAGGUGCCAUAACUUAAUGACCAUAUAUGGCCAUAGCGACACUACUUUGUACCAACGAGCUCUCGAUCAAGCAUUUCCAGGGUGCUGCAAAAUCUCUCCACCAGCUCCUCCGACUUGUACUGUUUGCUGUGACCUCAACAACGCCAUCACCAUCACCUGCCCUGAGGGUGUUACACCAAUGGAGGUGGAAGACAGUGAUGGAGAAGUACUGAAAUUAGUGAGCAUUCCUAAACCUGGUGCACAGCAGCCAACCUGUGGCUCUCAUGGGUUGAUUCCCAGCUUUGCCCUGUUUGUGAUCGCAGUGUCAGCAGUGAUCUACAAAAUCUGCAGUCAAGACUGAAACUAGUCAACAGUGAAGAACUCUACACAAUGAAGAUCAAGCCAUACAAAAAAGAAAAUAGCUUUGUAGAGUAUUUUUUAACGGUAGAACUGCUGCUUUAGGGUGAUAAUAAGGCUGUAACGCUACUGCUUCCAUUAUUGACUCAUCUGAUGAUUAUUUUCUUGAUUAAUCGAGGAAUCGUUUGGAUGUCCAAAAUUAUGUGAUCAAAUAUCAGAUUCAUCAACAUUCAACACUCCUUGGACCCCUUUUUUUUCUUGAAAAUGACUUAAACGAUUAAUCGAUUAUCAAAGUUGAUCAGCUAGCUGCUUUUUUGAUGAGCCAGCUCUGCUUGAUAGUUGAGAAGAAAUAUGAUAAUGAUGUGUGAAAUUUCUAAGCUUUACUGCAAAAAAAAAGGGCCUUGUGUAUCUAUCAGCUGCCUUAUUUAAAAGUGCUUCAAAUGA
Scatophagus argus is the source of this 1785-nucleotide messenger RNA. RefSeq lists its product as uncharacterized. Lineage: Eukaryota; Metazoa; Chordata; Actinopteri; Scatophagidae. The record is from RefSeq and is a predicted model, not a curated record. The transcript has 8 exons. Bases 446 to 1345 code for a protein of 299 amino acids.